Fraxinus pennsylvanica is the source of this 1158-nucleotide messenger RNA. NCBI's taxonomy places the organism in Eukaryota, Viridiplantae, Streptophyta, Magnoliopsida, Lamiales, Oleaceae. The record is from the annotation of a GenBank genome assembly.
AUGAAAGAUCCGGUGACGAUCUCAUCAGGCAUAACAUAUGAUCGAGAAAGUAUAGAGAAAUGGAUGUUCUCUCGGAAUAAGAGUACCUGUCCGGUAACAAGACAAGUCAUUUCAGAUUCAGAAUUGACUCCAAACAUUACCGUUCGACGACUGAUCCAAUCGUGGUGCAUCCUCCACGCGUCCCAUGGCAUCGAAAGGUACCCGACACCUAAGGCUCCUAUCAGCAAACCACAGCUCCUGAAGAUAUUUAAAGAUGCAAAAUCUCCACAAAUGCAAUUGAAAUGUCUUCAAAGAUUGAAAUCCAUAGCUUUUGAAAACGAAACGAAUAAAAUAUGCAUGGAGAAAGCAGGAACGGCAGAAUUCUUAGCUUCCUUGAUAAUUGUUAAGAAAAUCAUGGUAGAAUCUUCAAUUGAAGAAUCAGAAGAUUUAUUUGAAUCGGCAAGAAUUCGAGAUGAAGCUUUAAGCAUUCUUGCUCAUCUCCAAUUAUCCGAAUCCAGCCUUAAGUCCCUCUUAAGGAACAAUGAGAUUAUGAAAGAUCCGGUGACGAUCUCAUCAGGCAUAACAUAUGAUCGGGAAAGUAUAGAGAAAUGGAUGUUCUCUCGGAAUAAGAGUACCUGUCCGGUAACAAGACAAGUCAUUUCAGAUUCAGAAUUGACUCCAAACAUUACCGUUCGACGACUGAUCCAAUCGUGGUGCGUCCUCCACGCGUCCCAUGGCAUCGAAAGGUACCCGACACCUAAGGCUCCUAUCAGCAAACCACAGCUCCUGAAGAUAUUUAAAGAUGCAAAAUCUCCUCAAAUGCAAUUGAAAUGUCUUCAAAGAUUGAAAUCCAUAGCUUUUGAAAACGAAACGAAUAAAAUAUGCAUGGAGAAAGCAGGAACGGCAGAAUUCUUAGCUUCCUUGAUAAUUGUUAAGAAAAUCAUGGUAGAAUCUUCAAUUGAAGAAUCAGAAGAUUUAUCUGAAUCGGCAAGAAUUCGAGAUGAAGCUUUAAGCAUUCUUGUUCAUCUCCAAUUAUCCGAAUCCAGCCUUAAGUCCCUCUUAAGGAACAAUGGCGAUCAAUUCAUCGAGUCCUUAACGCAUACAAUUCAGCGUGGGAGCUAUGAAUCUUCCUUAAGUCCCUCUUCAGGAACAAUGGUGAUCAAUUCAUCGAGUCCGUAA